AUGAAAUCAAAUCAUCAAAACGACCAACUUCAAAUCAACGCAGCCCAAUCAGCGACUCGAAAACUUAAAGAGUUUGAGGAAAGUUUGGAGAAGAGUACGGAGCAACUGGUCACUUUACAGGCACCUACCAAAACUGCUCCCAAUGGACUCACUGAACAAUAUUUCGCCGAGCAGUGGUCACGUCAAAAGAUUGCUCAAUCGGAAUUAUUUGCUGAUGGUCGUACAAAAUCAUUAGAAGCCUUGGUGGCUAGGUUAAUUGACUUAGAGGAGAAUAUCAAAGAGGCCCAUACUCGAAGGCCAUCUAAUAGGACCAAAGCCGAAGUGUCUGAACUAGCUACACUGCCAGCAUCGAUUGUAGUUAUGGAAGAAGCCGUCGAGGCUGUGGUUCAAGAUCUUGGCAGUAAUAUGUUUAAGGAUCUGCCCGACUCUAAAGAUCCCAAGGCGCGAUUGCUAAUCAAGCUACGAGUAGCAAAGGAGCGUCUUUAUGAGGCAAGAGUGGGUAUAAUAGAGCUGCAGAAAGCUUGGGAUAAGCCGGGACAUGGAACAGCCUCACCUGAAGAAGCUGAUGACGGAUAA
Melampsora larici-populina 98AG31 is the source of this 576-nucleotide messenger RNA. RefSeq lists its product as uncharacterized. The transcript has 5 exons. The record is from RefSeq and is a predicted model, not a curated record. NCBI's taxonomy places the organism in Eukaryota, Fungi, Basidiomycota, Pucciniomycetes, Pucciniales, Melampsoraceae. The coding region runs from base 1 to 576 and encodes 191 amino acids.